AUGGAGACAUUUGGUCUGAGGAGGACUCAGUCCUUGAAGAGUCUCUCUGAGGUUCAGGAGAGGUCAUGGGUCAUGCCGGCCUCCACCCGCUGGGACAGGAAGUCAGUGUCUCAGCUGGUCCAACAGUAAGUCCUGUAUAAGAGACUCAGAGUAAACAUUCACAAUUCAAAUAUUAGAAAUCUUGCUGCUUGAUCACAAUAUAAACUGAUCAGUAUACUGGAGGGAGUAAAAUAUCAAUGGGUGAAAAUGAUGUUUUAUAGAUUGGUUGAUCUUGGUUUGACUCAAACAAAAAAAGAAAAAGUGGCAAAAAAUUAAACAAAAAGCAAAAAUGUCUAGAGAACAAAACAUGCAUUUUGUAUUAAAAAAGGAAGCAACAGCUCAUUUGGUCCCACCACUUUUCAACAGUGUUGAAAAAAAGAAACUGAAAUUUAAAAUUUAUUAUUUCAGUGAAAGCCAUUUUAAUUGGUAAUAUUCCAUUGAUCAUGUGUGUAACUUAUUUGUAAAAUGUAGAAAUUUGAGGGAAUUAAAAAACUGCAGACUUGUGUUUUUAUUAAUUCAGUUGUGUUUUGCAAGUAAACCCUAAAUUACAGCAAUGCAAUAACAGUUGAAACAUUUUAUUCACAAACCAUUUGAAGUUAUUAGUUUCCCCACAUUCAAGCAUCUAGUUUACAUUGAGGGGAAAAUUUGAGGGUUUAUUUCAGAUUAUCCAAACCUUUGUUUGAGAUGUAAAGUUUUAUGUCAAUAAAUGUGUCCCUACAGUUACCAAAGCUGUGCUGACCCAACCACUGUUGAAAAAGUGGAGCACAAACUUCAGGUAGUUCUUAUUUUUCAGUACUCUUUUUUAUCAACAUGAUGAACAUUAAAAAAAAACACAGUCUAAUAGCACAUCUGUGUCCCUCUGUGCUGUCAGGUGUCAGAGAGUCGUGCAGUGGAUGAUGGCUGGAGGUUUGAGAGCAGGGAGAGCAUGUCCAUGUGGGGGUCUGGAAGAAGAUCCAACCUGUCCAGGAGUCGCUCCAUGGACUUCCUCCCCCAGAAAGAGUCUCGAGGUACGAGAGCUCUAUGUGCUCUGUUUGAGUCCAAAGCCUCCCUGCAGCAGAGCUUCGUUAGUCCUCGACUCAACUCAGUGCCUGUUAUUGGCAGUAAAAUGGGGAGAGAGUUCCCCCUGCAGGACUGGAGAAGUCACAACACUCCUUCAAAGGACUCAACCAUCCAGGUGUGUGAAUUUAGUACAAAUCAUGAUUAAAGAUGUGAAUUUAGCAGGAUUUCUGUUUGUUGUUAAACCGAUUGUUUACUAUAGCUACUAGGAUUUAAUUUGUAUUGAUUGGUGCCAAUGCUAAAAGAUGUGCUUUUGUCAAGGCCUGUAUGAGGAUCUGUGUAAUAUCUUGUCUUGGCUAUAAACCAGUGAUAACAUUGUGCUGUGUUUAUGGCAUAGGUAAGCUGUUAUGUAAAUAUUUCUUGUAACAUGUAACUUGUUAGUCAUUCCAAAACACCACCACAGAGUGAUAUGUAGUGAUUUAAAAGACUCUAGUAUGAAGACAUUUUGCCAAAACUUACAAAAUACAAAUCCAGACCCCAGGAUAUAAAACAAACACAUUGUAUUCAUGUUACUACUUCAACAAAUUAAGAUUCAAAAUGCUGAAAAACAGCUGGAGAGACUCUAAUUCAGAUGGUCAUAUACAGUUAUUGUACUUUGGGAAAUACUUUAUCUUGGGGAAUUAAGAUAAUCUUUUUCUUUGACAUGUUGUCUUCCCAAAAACACUCUCGUAUUUCAACAGUCUUCAGUCUCAUUUAGGUCUGUACUGUAGUUACUUUGUUUGUUAGCUGAAAAAAGCUGUCUACUUUUGCUUGUAUUUGAUUCUCUAAUUUGAACCAUGUCACAUCAGUUAGUGUGGAGGUGGCAGACUUUAAUACUGUGCUUUAAUACUAUAGCCAGUCACCAUGAGGAGCUCUUAACUGCUCGGCUUUACUCUGGAUAGCUGUUGUUUUGUCUGGUAUUUUAUAGGUAGAGGACAAAAGCCAGCCUGUCUAUGUUAAAAGUUAGCAUCCACACUCACCUUGGAGAAUCUCUCUCUCACGUUUUCAGACAUUUUAUCUUUUAAAUCUAACCUGUUUAAACUUGUAUAUAUAAGAUUUUCAUAAAUAAUAAACUUUGCCAACCAUUUAGAAUAGAUAAAGUGGUUGAAAAGUUGUAUGACUUAUUUUCUGUUGGCUACAGUAGAUUACUUUGGUCAAACCAUUUUAGUGUUAAAAGUCGUUUGUUUGGACUUUGUUCUAAAAGUAGCUGGUACACUAGAAAUCCUCAGAAAGAUUUAAAUGCACUUAACCUUUAUCCAAAGAUGAGAGCCUUGGUUUCUGCUGCUUUGUUUCCCAAAAUGUUGAAUAAUUUCUUUUCAGUUCUUUUGUUUUUAAUCUCAGAUGGUCACUCUCACAAAUAUUGUGUUUUGACAUUAACUAAGAAAUACUUUGUUGUUUUUGUUUAUCUGUAGAAAAACACCCAGGUGGAUGGAGGACAUGUCAUGAAUGGACUGACCGAGUCUUACGACAGAUCAUCCAGAUACUCACAUGGUGAGCAGCAGGGCUAGAUUUCAUGCUUAGUCACUGGGAAUGAGGUGAACGGGGGUUGAUGCCAGGGUUUCCCCAAAGACAUGAGAUCACUGUUGUAUUUUGGUGCCAUGGCUCAUCAUCAGUUGUCCUCACUUUAUGGGACUGUCGAACACUCAGAUUUAAGACCACAGUCUUAAUCCCACUUUAAAUGUUGGUGCUUUUUCUGUCUUUCUUUAAAAUACUGGCUGAGCUCUUGAUUUAUCGGUGCUUCUUGAUACAUCUAGCAUAUUAGAUAACGCCAGAUUAAGUUACAGCUGAGCAAAAUCAUGAGUAUCAAAGCCUUUGGUCCUUGACAGACCAGGAUUUGGGAGUAUACAGCUAAAUAAAGACAAGGAUGAGGUGGUGUAAAAGCAUAACUAUGUGUUGGGAUUCUGUGCUUAAGAUAGGAGUGAGGUUGUCUUACUCUAUCCGUGACGCAGACCUUGGCCCUCUGAGCCCUGCCUCUCAGUGUCCUGUAAGUGAUAUGGCUGCAGCAUAUCGUAGCUGACGUUUUGAGCCUGUGAUGUGUCUGCUGUGAGUAAAACACAGGCGGGAACGAGAGCUGAUAAAUAAAGCAAGUGUCACUGCUAGGAAAUCAUAAAACAUAGAAAAUAAGCUGAAACUAUGGCUACAGAUCACAUUUUGUCUUGUUGGGACCCUUAGAACAAUCUGGCCACAUUUAUGUAAAACAAUUAGUCAACUUUUGUUUAAAAUAAAGAACAACUUCUUACACUUUACAACACACUAGGAUAAGGUUCUGGUCUUUGUUUCAGUUUGAUCGUAAUAUUACAGAAAAGUCUCCUCAUUAUCGCACAUAUGACCAAAAUAGGCCUUAUUUUUAUCAUAUUGUCCACCAGACAUCCACUGACACACAUACAGGUCCCACCCAGUGCCCGUUAUAGUGGGUGACAAUGUAUCUGUGGGAAUGGGAGGUGGAGGGGUCCCCCACCGACUAACAGAGCAGAUUGACUCAGCCGCCAGCCCACCCUCCCAAAAUAGCCAAAGUCUUCCUGCGGGGCAGUGGGCUCUGAUAAAAAUCAGCUGUCACCAAGGCCGCAGGACGAGAAAGAGAUCAGCCAGAGAGAAAGAGAGAGGAGACAAACUGUAUCACACAUCACAGAGGUCUGAAGAGACAGACAACAGGGAAGAGGAGAUAUACGAGGAGAGGACAGAGAACCACGCUGGAUGGUGAUUUAGUGAGUACCAUGAGGAAUAUGGAAUUGAUUUUUAUUAUAUUUUCAUAGGGGUAAUGCUGUUUCACAUAGUUACAGAGCAGGGGCUGAUAUAUCACAAAGAAAGUUAUAAAGUUAUCCAAUUUGCAGCUCAUGUCCCUACUGGGCCUUUUCAUAUUCACUGUACUCAAGUGAAAUAAACUGGUGUGACUAUAUAUCGAAUUUACAUUGGAAAUUACUGCAAAAACCACUCUCAGUAUCAUUUCAUAUCAAAGCUCUUUUAUUAGAAGACAUUCAAGGAUCAGCUCAAAAAAAAAACUUGAUUGGCUGCUACUUACUUUUUUUAUCAGCUUAAGUCUUCAGUACUGUUUCUAAUAUCAAGUGGAAGUAAGUUUGUCUGUUUGUAUUUCAUUAAAAAUCUCAGACACCAAAGUCCGAUUGAACAGAAGCAAUGUCUCAUUCUGUUUUUUGUUUUUUUGCAGUGUAGUAGUAAUUCUCGGCUUUAUGUAGUUUUCAUAGACUUUUUGAAAGAAUUAAAUCAUAGAAUAAAUUAGUAAAUGGAUAUCUUUGAGAAAAAAAAAACACUUAAAAAAGAUAUACCAUCAAGAUAUUUCCUCCUGACUGGGAUUAAAAAAAAUCGGUUGUGUCUAUGUGUCCUGGAUUGUCAUCAAGUCUUAAGUGGAUAUCAUAUUACAGCUGGGAAAUGUCUGGUAUGUGGGGGUCAAACAUUGCUCCUUUUUAUCAUCAAAUCAAAUAGGAUAUGUUCUAAAACUGAAGAGUUUGACUCAAAGCUGUAACUCAGAUGUAACUUCUUAUUCCAGUGCGAUGUGCUGUUCGUGGGUCUUAGGCCUUGCAGUCUUUCGACACACAGGUUUUCAUUACUGUCUGUGAAUGUGACGACAAUCUUUGACAGCUGAUGGUGGUGAAGGUGCUGGUAGUGAAGAACAAAUAGCAACUGCAUUUCACUAUCAUUUGUGCAGCUGCCCACGGCCCAGAACGCCCCCACAUUGCUGUGCUGCUAAUAGCUCCUCUUCAUUCCUGCAGAAUGAAGGUGGAUCAAAGAGCUGUCAGCGGAAAACCCUUUGAAAGUGUGGGAAUCACCGAGAAAGGAGUCCAUGAAGAUGAAUUUCUUUGCAUUGCUUUUGAUUUAGAAACAACCGGAUUUCUCUGAUUGAUAUUUUACUGGCAUUAGAUUUUUAUGUGUGAGUGUUCGGUGAUGACAAGUGAUGAAGUUGACCUCUCAGUUUGGGCAGUGAGGACUCGGUUGCCGCAUUCUGUCUGUUCAUCCAGCUAUGAAAAUGCUUUAAGUCCGGACUCGUGAGAGGCGCCAGCCUGCUGGUCCAUGCUAUUGUCCUGUGAGGGCUUAGCGCGUGAAAAGGCGAGGUGUGUGUUCAAAUCUGGACAUUAGUUACAGCUGGCUGGCCUCUGCACCACAUUGGAUUGUUGACCUCUGCCUAAAUUCACCAUGAAUUUGUUUUGAACUAUUUUCUUAACUUUAUAUCUGUAUCUCGUAAUCAAAAAGAUUAACUUUUCUGCUGGUUUAGUCUGAAUUUCUUUGCUUUUUAUGUCAAGCAGAACUGUUUGGCAGCAAAAAAACCCUCAGGGUGAAAUAUGUACUCCAAGGCCGAGAUCAUUUCCAUGUUUCUCUCAGGGUCAGGCUCUCACAUUCCUGCGGUCAGGUGUUGAUGGUUUGACAGCAGAGAGCUCACACAAACAAUGUGCAAACAAUCUGUGUGACUCCAGCUGAGCUAGCAGUUGCUGCUUUUUUUUUCCUUGGGCGUCAUGGUGGGUCCAUGGUAUGCAGUUUGGUGAAGGUCCCAGGCUGCAGGCAGGCUGUGUGGGCCUGUUUUUGGAUCAAAGCCUUGGUAAACAGACUGCUGCUUGUUACAAUAUUUGUCUUUACCACACAUGUAGGUUUAGUUAGAAUAGAAGCUACUAGAAUAAAUGCUCCAAAUCACCGUUGAGAAAUCAACACGGCAGAGUUGCUGGAAAUUAAAUAGUUUCCAAGAGUAACCAGUCAGCUGAAACAGUGAUAAGAAAGUUUCCAACUUCACUAUAAAUAAACACCAACAGCUCCGCUAUAAAUAGGCAUGCAGGGUGUUAUCAUUAAAGUACUGGAAACACUCUGCUUGAGCCCUACUUUUACAAGUAACACUGAUAUCAAUCAAAACUGGCAGCAGGGAUAACAAAGUGGUUAUAUGACCUCAGUCAUUGUUAUUGAUGAUGGGAGUUAAAUUUUAUACCAGUGAAGCAGAUCAGAUUUGACUCUGACCAGCAGUGAGUGCUGACUGUUUUGGCUCCUAAAUGGCUCUUCAACGUACAAUUACAAUCAGUACCACAUUAAAUAGAAAAAAAAAUACAUGAUUUGAGACAAGUCCGAAAUGUAUGAUUAAGUCCUCGAGAGUGGGGUGGGAUGGGGUGGGUAAUAAUGUCAUAAAUGUACAAAAACAAAGUUGUUAUUUUAGCUGAAAGUUUGCCAUAAGGGAAUAUUUUAGAAGAGCACCCAUCCACCUGCACUACAUUACAGACAUGGUGUAUCUGUGAAGUCAUACUAUAAUAUCUAGGUUUCAUACAUGACCUAGUGCUUAAUCUCUGAGCACAUUAGAGAUAUCAGGACCACAGAAAGAUUGUUGGAAAAAUUAAAUUAUAAUGCACUGUAGAUAAAUAAAUCCACUUCGAUAUGGUCAGGCGAAAAGGCAGUCCAAGCGUGCUUAUGUAACCACUGUGUGUCUUAAGCUUGUCAAUUUAACUUCACAAGAUAAUCAAUGCUCCUCACUCAAGUGCAAACUGCUCUCAUGAGAUCACCCUUUACAUUAUUUGACAAACAGAUCAAGCAUGGCAUCUACUUAUGACUUCUUUCUCAUAAAAUUACAACUUUUAUCAGAUAUAGGCUGUUCUUAAUCAUUUGUAUGUAUUAACCAGUGAGGGUAAAAGAAAGAAGGAAUCAUCCUUCAGGCAUUCUGUCCUUACUACAGUCGUUUGUCUUUGCAAAUGACCCAUCACUAUUUCUCCUAAACACAUUUUGUAACUGUCUCAGGUUGACUCAGUGUUGGAUUUCUUAACUGUUGCAGAGAUAUCAUUUCACAUUUCUGUUGUCUUCUCUGUUGCAGAUGACAAAUAUAAUCCAUUACUGACUCCGGGGGGCACCCCAUCAAGACAAAACAGAGACAGGAUAUCUCUAUCAUCGUCAGUGAGAGACAGAUCAGCUAUCUAUCUGUCAAAAGCAGCAGCCACAGACUCCACAGGAGGCUCCACACAGACUGUGAGUUCCUGACAUGCCUCUCAUUCCUGCACACACACUCAGAGGUCCAGGGCCUCAACACAGAAUGAGCACAAUGCUCUAAAACAAUAGAGGCAACUCAACAUUAAACAAUAAAUCCAUCAAAAGCUUUUGAUAUACACAGCUUCUACACAGAAGAUAAUGUGACUGUCUCAUAACUCAAACUGAACUCAUUCUCUCUCUCUCUCUCUCUCUCUCUCUCUCUCUCUUUUAAACAGGAAUUCAUUGGUACUCCAGUCACAAAGACUAAAACAACAACAACAAAGGUACUUAACAACCCUCACAGCAUCUUCUGCUUAAGAGUGUGUGUUUGCUGUGAAACUGACUCUUGCUCUGCUUGUAUGAUCCAGUUAACAUCUGCCUUCUAUUUACAUCACAUUAACAUAAAUAGAUUGAUAAAUGAACACAAAAUUAAGCAAACUGAUUUGUGUGCUGUAUCAUGUUGUUUGUUAAAAGCCCUGAGUUACAACCAACCAACAAUAAGCACAGAUUGAUUUUACCAAUGUUAAAUUUUGUACCAAACAUGUGGUAUCGGCAGCAAAGAAAACGUAUUCUUCACCUAGUUAUAAGAACCGCUAUUUUAAAAAUAAAAACUUUGCCGCUAUAAGUAUAGAUGUUAAAACUGGCCCACGUAUACUUAAUUCUAACAGUAAUGUCUGCUCUUGUGCCAUAUUUUGGACAUUUUGACUUCAAUCACUCUAACUAAAAAAAAAAAUCUGCUUAGACAAAGCAUGUCUUCCUGCUGUGAAACUGCUCAGACAGAAUAAACGGCGUGUGCAGCUAAGCCUCAAUGCCCUUUUAUGUAUCAACCAGAAAUCUCUUUGUUAUCAUGACAAUCUCAGUCAUGUCUGAUGUGUUUGUUAAAGUCCUCCCCUAACAGAUUCCAAGACUUUAAAAGAGGGAUAAUGUUUAUCCGACUCUGAUAGAUCUGUUAUUCCUACCAUCAGUAUAUGACAAGUGCAUAGGUGCGUGAAGUCUGCCUACUAACAGCUUUGAAGUGUUUUGAUAACCUUGGCGUGACACGAGAUGGUUUGCUGUGAAAAACAUCAUGGGAGCAUCAAGAAAAGGUAAAGUAUGGCUUCACUUGCUAAAAAGCAUGCAGUUCUAAUACUUGCACAUACAUCAUAUAACUCUACUCUUCAGUACCAAAACCUGAGUGUAUUACUCCCAUCUGUCUUUCAUUUAAAGAUGGCUGAGGCAGCCAGGAAAGUCACGGUGUCACCAUCAUCUCAUAAUGAAGACGACCUGCCUCCUCCUCCACCUCCUCCUGUACCACCAAGACCUCUUGACUAUGAAGGGCCAUCAGAGUUGGAUAGCCUUCCCGUGCCUCCACCCAAAGAAAUGUUCUCUGGGUUCUACCAACAGCGGCAGAAAAGCGAGCUGAAGAGGCUCUUCAAGCACAUCCACCCAGACCUACGAGCAAAUCUGGACGUUGCAGUUGAUGAUGAGAUACUGAGGGCAGUGCACUCGGAAAACCCAGAGGCAGCGGACACAGGAUAUCAGGGUGAAGUUCAAUCAAUGAGGUGGAUCUUUGAGAACUGGAAUCUGGAAAAUAUUGGGGAUCCUCAUGAAACCAAGAAGCUGAUGUAUGAGGAGGAGCUGAAAGGUGGAGAUGUUAGAAGCACCUCCUCUAUGUUUGAGCACUUUGACAGCACCCAGCAAAUAUCUGCCCAAAGACAGACCUCAGUCAGAGGAGAUGUGAGAACAUCAAUGUGGCUGUUCGAGACUCAGCCUUUGGAUUCUCUAAAUAAAUCAAACAGAGAAGAUGGUGAACUGGUAGAAGCAGUGCUAAAGGAGCCCAUCCAGACAGGGGAUGUACAAGGGGCUAGGCUCCUUUUUGAGUCUAAACCACUAAGUGAAUUAGGACGCUGCAACUCCAUCGAAGACCACAGUUUCCUCAAAUUAAAAUCUGAGCUUCAGGAGCAGAAAGGAGACAUCCAGAAGACCCUGAAACUCUUCCAGGCAGAUCCCUGCUGUGCCAUCAGAGACAAAAGUGGAAAUAUCCAUGAGAUUAAAUCCAUCUGCAGGGAGGAAAUCAACAGCAACAACAUCAGCACUGCCCGCUGGCUUUUUGAAACACAGCCUUUAGACCUGAUAAAUAAAGGAACUGAUGGGUUGAAAAUAAUCAGAGGUAUAUCUCUUGAAGAGGGCCAAAAAGGGGGAGUUGACCAGAAGAGGUGGAUGUUUGAAACUCAGUCAUUUGACACAAUACAAGAGGUUGUUGGAGAGGGAAAAUUUGAAGGGACAUUGACUGAAUGUGCAGAAGAGGCUGAUGUCCUCAACAAGAGGAAGCUCUUUGAAAUGCAACCAUUGGCAUCACUGAAAGGAGACUCUGAGGAAAAGUCUUUGGAAAAAGAAGAAGUCAUCGGAGGAGAUGUGAAGACUUCUCUUUGGCUUUUUGAAACUCAACCCAUGGAAGCCCUGAGUGACAGCUAUGAAGUUGGGCGUUUAAAGAAAAUCACCCUUUCAUCUGAAGAACAAGGAGAAGUUAAGGGCAAAACACAGAUGUUUGAGGGCACAAGUAUGCAAACACACACCUCAAUGAAGGAGCAAGAGAUUGUAAAGGGUGAUGUUAAGGGAUUCAAACAACUCUUUGAAACAAUUCCUCUGAGCAAAAUUACUCGCUCUGAUGAGGAACCAAUGGAGAAGGAAACAGCCGUUGAAGUAGGAAACGUAAAAGGCAACAAGGCAACAUUUGAGACAACUCCUUUAUAUGCAAUUAAAGACAGCUCUGGCAAUCUACACAAGGUCACAACAGUCAGCCGAGAAGAAGUGAUCAAAGGGAAGGUCCAAAACUUUAAAUGGAUGUUUGAGACCAAGCCCUUAGACAAGCUUGCAGAUGAAAAUGAAAAUGUUGAGGUCAUCAAAGGCAUCACGAGACAUGUGGAUACAAAGGGUGACGUCAAGACGGCAAAGUGGAUUUUUGAGACGCAGACAAUAGAUGGGAUCCAUUCCAAGUUCAACCAGAAUACCUCUGUUAAGGAGGAAAUCCACAAAGGUGCUGUCAAGACCUGUAAAUGGUUAUUUGAGACACAGCCAAUGGACAUUUUAUGUGACGUACCAGAAAAACGUGAGAAAGAAGCCAUCGACAGUGCUGAUGUGAAGUCCAUUACUUGGCUUUUUGAGUCUCAGCCUCUUGACUCCAUCAAAGAUGGUGAAGAAUACAAUCUGAAGCUUUGCAACACCAUUACGGAUUCUGUCAAAUCAGGGGUUGGUGUCCAAACAGUAAAACAUCUUUUUGAAACAGAAACCUUGGAUAGAGCAAGAAAAGGUGCAAAUCUUGAACGUGGUGUGAGACGUGUCAGCCAGAUCAACUUUCAGUCUGGAGAUGUCUCACGAGUCAAAGAACUCUUUGAAUCUCAGUCCCUCGAUGAAAUCGGAUCAGAAAUGGUGACAACAUCCGAUGAAAAGAACCAAGAUGAAAAACAGAUUGAAAAAGGCUCAGUACAUACAUUUACUUGGAUGUUUGAGAACUGCCCCAUGAACCAGAUAAACAAGGACAAAGAAGAUGAAAAUGUUCAGAAAGUUAGUGGUGCAGAGAGUGGUGAUGUCCAAAACAAAAAGUUUAUAUUUGAAACCUCCUCACUGGACAAAAUCCACGAACAACCCCUUGAAGAGAAUUCAGACUCCGUGGAACAGCCCAUAAGUAAUGUGGAUGUAAAGUCAAGCACCAUGAUGUUUGAGUCUCAGCCAUUGUACGCCAUCAGAGACAAAGAGGGCCAGUUUCAUGAAGUUACAACGGUGAAAAAAGAGGAGGUGAUGAGUGGUGAUGUAAGAGGAGCAAGAUGGAUGUUUGAGACAAAACCCCUUGAUGCUAUCAAAGCAGAAAAUGAGGUUUAUGUGAUCCGCGCUGUCACCCAAGAAGACAUCAAGAAAGGUGAUGUCAAAUCAGCAAGAUGGAAGUUUGAGACCCAACCUUUGGACUCCCUAACCAGUGCAGACACGCCCUCUGUCAGAGUCGUUGAAGACUUAGGAAACACUAAUGUUCAGCAGAAUAAACAAAUAUUUGAAUCUGAGCAGUCAAACAAGAAGUUUGUACGAAUGGUAAGCGUCACUGAUGUUCAGCAAGGUGAUGUCCGAACUUCCACCUGGCUCUUCGAAAAUCAAAGCAUUGACAGCCUGAAAGGGGAACCUCAGGAGGAAAGCCCAGUUAAAACAGUCCACAGAGAAGACAGUCAAAAAGGGGAUGUUAAGCGCUGCACGUGGCUGUUUGAAUCGCAGCCCCUGGACAAGAUCAAAGAGUCAGAGGGUACCUCAGCACAAGGUACUGAAGAGGAGAUACCAAAAGCUGAUGUGAAGUGUACCACCUGGCUCUUUGAGACCACUCCAUUAGACAAAAUCAUUGCCUGCACUGUUACUGACACUCUGUCCUAUCUGCACCAAAUGAGUUUUGUCCACUCAAGUGGCAUCAUAAUAGAAGCAAACGAGAGCAAGAAAGUUAACAUGGCAAAGUAUGUGCUUGAGAGUAAUCAAGGCGUGCAAAUCCAGAAAGAAGAUGUUGUUGGAGGUAACAUCAGGAACAUCAUGUUACAACUUAUAAUCAAACCAACCCUGAAGCCCCAAAUCAGUCUGCUCAGAGAGGUGGAGAAGGGUAAAGUCAAUGCCACAGUCGUCGAACUUCCAGUCUACCAGUCAUCCACAACUGUUACAGUGGAGAGGGAUCAAAGGAUACAAAGCAUUGUCCAGUUGGUUGAGGAAAUGCUUGUUCAAGAUAAAGGUUUGAAAAAGGGAAUUGUAAUGCAAGAGACUACAGAGGGGCGCGCUGAGAUGUUGGUCUAUUCACUGCUCUGCGAUAAUGAAACCAAGACUGACAGUCCUGUUAUUGAGAAAGGUGACGUUAAAUCUACAAUUGGGAGUCUUUUAGCUACAGCCAACAGUCAGAGGACUGCAGCAUCAUGUCGAGUAGACACAAAUGAAAAGGGAAAUGUGAAUUUGUACAAAAGUUGCAUUGAAAAGGGAGAUCUGCACUAUCUGAAAAGCCUUCAUGCUGAGGCAUCAGGAGAUGAAGUCGACCACAGUUUGGAUGAAGAGCACAUUGAAAUAAUUCAGGGGGAUGUGAAGGAAGCAAAGAGAAGUCUUUGUCAGCAAAGAGACCAAGUAGAGAGAACUGUUUCUGAUGUUCUGCCAGGGGAUGUUAAGAAUACCAAGAAGGUUUUCGCAUCAGAGUGCUCAUUCAAUAUUGAAAGCUGUGUCCCAAGGGAAGAAAUCAUACCUGGAGACGUGUCCUCAGCAAAGCAACAACUUGCAGAGAAGCAACCUGUCAUCGUAGAGAAAGAAGACAUUGUGGCAGGUGAUAUUAAGGCAACAAUGCAGUCACUGGAACGUGCCAAGCAGCAGAGCAUGUGUGUUGAGCGAGAGGUGAUUACACCUGGCACAAUCUAUGACAUGGAUUUGUCACCUGAAUGUCCUGAAGUAGAAAGCAGUCUCGCUCAAAAAGAGGUCAUUAUAUCUGGGGAUGUGAAGGCAGCCAAAAAAUCCCUGGAAAUGGCCAAGCAGCAAAGCAUGCAUAUGGAACGCGAAGUUGUUGUCCCAGGAAAAAUAUACAACCUGAAUGUCACAGCACAGGAGCAAAGCACCUCCUCAACGAGUCAAUCUACAUGUUCAUCUUCCUCAAGAACCCAGCAAAUCAAGACAAGCAAAUCAAAGGUCAGUGAUGCAGGGAAAGCUAGGGAAAGCUAUGUCUCAUGUGAGGCUGCUCAACAAAGUGCAGUCAUAGUUAGUAAUUGUGCACUAGAGUCACUGCCAUCUUUUGAAAGUUAUGAAUGUAAUGGUCAGACAACAGAAGAUGAGACAGAGGAAGUUAUCAGAGGAGAUGUGAAGGCAGCUAUCAGGUCUCUGCAGAGUGCUGCAACAGAGCAAAAGCUCUUAGAUAAAGAGGAUAUUGUAAGAGGUAAUGUCCAGUUGGCUCUGCAGUCUCUUGAGAAGUCCAGUGUAAAUGUAACCAAAGGUGACUAUAAAGCUGCAAUGAUAUAUAGGAAUUCAGGGAGGUCUUGUUCAGGAAGGAGCGAGACUGUUCACAAUCAGUGUGUUCUGGUGUCUAUGCCUCCAUCUGACACAAAACUGUCUCCUUCAAUUUCAGUAACCUAUGAAGGACAACCAACCAUUACAACACAGAAUUCAUCACCCAGCCCUGUAGCAAAUGGAUACUCUAAUUCAUCCAGCCCUGUGACUGUGUCUCCACCUCCAAUCCCCCAAAAGACAAGUGAAAAGAUGCAGGCUCAAAGGCCAGCUUUACCACGAAAACCACAAUGGACAAAAUCAGUAGUUGUGGAAGAACAGAAUACUUCACCUGAAGUCUCUGUGCCCAUUAAACACCACAUGAAAAACACAGUUACGCCACCAGAACAAGGCAAACCCUUUCAAAUGCCCACCUCUGAUAAACUACAAGAAACCAUGAAACACCCAGAGACCUUGCAGAAAACCUACCAACAAGACUAUGUUGAUGAAGUGGUGCAAAAGUCGAAUAAAAAAAUAGAUCAUCUACCAGUGGACUCCAAGAAAACAGUACCAUUUACAGCAAGCAGUUCAGACUGUCAAGGAAUGAUGUCUGGCUCUAAUGAAGUGCAAAUUGAGAGAAACGUCAUCCAGAAAAUCAAUGCAGCAGAGGAGAUACAAAUGUGUAUGAAGAGUUAUGCUGUAGAAGGUAAACAAGAUAUGAACAUGAGCUUACGGGCUGCUUUGCAGAAUUUUGAGAGAAAGGAAAGUCACACUACAGACAAAAGUACUCCCACAUUGCCCAAAAAGGUGAGAAUAACUAAUGGGGAUAUAAGUAAUCAGAAACAAAUCAACAAAGCUAACCCUGGACAAAAAUCACAAUCCACAGCACCAGAGAUACAGCACAGUACUUGUGAUGUGCAGCAAACCUGGCAAACCAAAAGUCCAGAUGAUAGAUUACAACAACAUGAUGUCAGUGAAAGGCAAACAAAUCUUGAGGAUAAAGUUGUGCUGAGAGAAAAGAAGGUAAAGGAAACAGAUGAUGAAAGAAGACAAAGACUCUCUGUACACAAGGACGAGAUCAUGAAAGGAAACGUUAAAGCAGCUAUGGAAAUCUUUGAAAAUCUGAGAAAACGAGAGGAACUUAAAGGUAUCUUGAGUCAAGUGCAAGAGAUAGAGGGUGAGACCAGCAAUGCAGACGCUUGCUCUUUGAAUAUGUUGUACAACAAUGUCCCUGCUUGGAUGGAAACAUCGAAACAGCGAAAAAAAACAGUGGAAAAGAAAGUUGAUGCCGAGCCACAGGACGAUGAUCUAGAGAGCAUCUCCUCAGUCGAAACUGCAUUCGAGGACCUGGAAAAGGCAAGCAAAGAAAUAAUAUACUUGAAGGAACAAACAUUGGCAAAACUCCUCGACAUUGAAGAGUCGAUUAAAAAAGCCUUGUACUCCGUGUCCAAUCUGAAGUCUGAGGCGGACAUUGCAGGGUUGUCAGGACUGUUUGAUGAGUCUUUGAAAACUGAGCAAAACUUUCACACGGCCUCCAACAUCAGGAAAAUAAGUAUUGUGUCAAGCAAGGCCAAAUCUGGGAAAAACAAAGAGAUUUCUGAGGUGCAAGUGGAUUCUGAUCCUAGUAAACCAGAACCACCCAGACAAGUGCAGAAUAAAGCACUCAUCAGACAGUCCUCUUCACAGUCUUCUCCUUCAUUCAUCUCCAUUCACUCAGCUGCCAGAAAGCCUGCAGAACAACCAAAGCCAACCAUGUCAACAUUUAAACCAGCAACAGACGGUAGUUCUCAUACUUUACCUAAAGAUCUGGAACAAGAGUCUGCUGCUGCUGCUGCCGUGUCCUCAAAAAACAGUCACAGCCCUCCACAACGCAAGGUCAGUGUGCUGGAGGUACAAACUGUCCCUGAGCAACCGGCAGGAAUUAUUGGCAGGAAGACUGUCAGUGAAACAUAUGAAGAGACUGAUGGCUUUGGCAAUGUAUUCCUUUCCUCUGUGACUUCAACGGUCGUCACCAAACAGUCUGACGCAAAUUCAUCAGCACUUUUUGAAGUAGUUGGAAGUCCAGCCAAAUAUGAAGUCAUGACAUCCCCGUCAGUCAAAAGAUCUGGUUGCCUGUUUCAAGAUAAAAUGUCAAGGAACCCCAAGGAGGAAGGGAAAGUGUUUGUUACAUUUAGCCAACCUAAGGAAAAGCAAUAGAUGACACCGAGGAAAGCCAAGUAUUGGAUUUUCGGGGAAACACUUAUUCCAUUUAUGUAUACUUAUUUCAUUAUGUUUUCAUGAAAAGGUUUUGUGAGUCAUAAAUUUAUAAAAUGAAUCAUGAAAUUGUUGACUUUUGAUUUUAAAAAAACUGUCUUAGAUUUUGUACUGUAACCACAUGUUUAAGUUUUAAGUUCUUUUUGCAAAAUUAAACAUAUAUCUGAUACUGUGUUAUGUUGUGUAAACUGUGAAAUAAAUAGAAAUGUAAAGGAUGUUACACUUUAAAUGGUCC
Xyrichtys novacula (pearly razorfish) is the source of this 15460-nucleotide messenger RNA. NCBI's taxonomy places the organism in Eukaryota, Metazoa, Chordata, Actinopteri, Labriformes, Labridae. The record is from the annotation of a GenBank genome assembly.